Molecule: messenger RNA, 1139 nt
Organism: Calypte anna (Anna's hummingbird)
Lineage: Eukaryota; Metazoa; Chordata; Aves; Apodiformes; Trochilidae
Gene: TLX2
Product: T cell leukemia homeobox 2
Exons: 6
Coding region: 1-903 (300 amino acids)
Biological process (GO): regulation of transcription by RNA polymerase II; animal organ development
Cellular component (GO): nucleus
Molecular function (GO): DNA-binding transcription factor activity, RNA polymerase II-specific; RNA polymerase II cis-regulatory region sequence-specific DNA binding
Source: RefSeq, a predicted model, not a curated record
AUGGGGGUCACAGCCGGGCCAGCACAGCCCUGCGGCGAGACCACAUCGCUCACUGCCAAAGCUCGGUUUACCCAGCAGCGCCACUGUGCCGGCACCGGCACCAGCGCCGGCAGCACGGGGAGCCCUGAGCACUGCCCAGACGCGGGCACCCCCUGCUCUUCCCCUUGCGCCCCCGUGUUCCCUCCGACGGCUUCUGUCAACGGCCCCGCGGCCACCACUGCCACCACAACUGCCACCGGCACCACCACGAGCACCCACCGCUGCCCCUGCUCGCCAGAACAGGCAGCACCGGCGCCCCCAGCCCAGGCCGCUCUGUCUCCCUUUGCGGCCACCCGGCGCAUCGGGCACCCCUACCAGAACCGCACGCCGCCCAAGCGGAAGAAGCCGCGUACCUCCUUCAGCCGGGUGCAGAUCUGUGAGCUGGAGAAGCGCUUCCACCGCCAGAAGUAUCUGGCCUCGGCUGAGAGAGCCACCCUGGCCAAGGCCCUCAAAAUGACGGAUGCCCAGGUCAAGACCUGGUUCCAGAACCGCCGCACCAAGUGGAGGAGGCAGACGGCAGAGGAGCGCGAGGCGGAGCGGCAGCAGGCAAACCGCCUGAUGCUGCACCUGCAGCAAGAGGCCUUCCAGAAGAGCCUGAACCAGCCACUGCCCCAGGACCCCCUCUGCAUGCACAACUCCUCCCUCUACGCCCUGCAGAACCUCCAGCCCUGGGCUGAGGACAACAAGGAGCGGGUGGCGGAGCUGGAGCGGGAGAUCUGUGCAGCGGAGGCGGAGAUGUGCCGGUGUCUGCGGGAGUACCCGGCGCUGCUGCGGCUGCGGAUGGCGCUGGAGGCCGAGAUCGCCGCGUACCGGGAGAUGCUGGAGAGUGAAGAGCUGCGCCUGGGCUGCCUGGCCCCACCGUGACGGGACCCCCUGCCCCGCUGAGGGACCCCGGCAAAACCCCUAGAUCCCCGGAAUCCUCAGGGUCUCCUGAGCCCCCGCUCACCUGCCCACUGGACCCUCUGGACCCCUCUGGACUCCCGGAGUCACGGUCCUUCUAGGUCCUCCCCGGACUCCCCAGACUCCUGCCCUGGGAGACCCCGGCCCCCCCAAGAGGACAGUGCCUGUGGGGCCCCACACUCUCACCAGCCUCUCCGGAG